Geodia barretti is the source of this 1780-nucleotide messenger RNA. The record is from the annotation of a GenBank genome assembly. Lineage: Eukaryota; Metazoa; Porifera; Demospongiae; Tetractinellida; Geodiidae.
GGCACUAAUUAGAAUCAGCUUCCCACAAUCGAGAACAAAAGUGCUGUUGAGCAUGAGCUAAGAACGAGGCAACACCGUGCAGCCAAUAGGUAGGGUUGCUGGGUAAGAAGAGGCCACGGACCAUGAGUACUCGGCUCCGUUGUACGGCUCUAGCGUCUCUUUGGCGUAAGAAACUACACCCCAACGAGUUUCUGGCGUCCCACUGGCGUAAGAGACUAUACUCCAGCGACUCUGGGUCGGCUGGAGUAAGAGGAGUGAGACUAUGGCGAGCAGUUGCCUUCACUGCAGUGGUGGGGGGUACUUCGUAUGGAGUUAGUGCAGUGAGGGGAGAGGAGAACAGGAAGCGGUGGAUGAGGCGGUACUGGGCCUACCGCAAGGAGAAGGGUCUGGCAGCUGAGGUGAAGAGGUGGUGGCUGGGUCUGAGUGCAGCCAGCAGAUUCUCUCUCACUAUCGUUGCUCUGAAUGGAGUGGUGUUUGCAAUGUGGAGAGUCCGUCGCCUCUCACAGUUCAUGGACAAGUUCUUCAUUUCUUCAAUCACUCAACGUACUUCUCUCCCUCUCCUCCUCUCCUCAUUCAGCCACAUGGAAUGGUGGCACCUCGGACUCAACAUGAUGGUCCUCUGGAGUUUUGCUCCUGUUCUACUCAACAUUCUGGGAGACAGACUCACCGCACACAAUUCCUGGCCAUUCUACCUCACCAGUGCUGCCUUUGCCUCGGCAGUGGGACUGGCCGUCAGGAAAAUGAGAGGUGUCACUGUUGGCUCUCUGGGAGCUUCAGGGGCUCUGCUCUCGGUCAUAACACUCGUGGUUCUCAACAACCCAGAUGCCAUGUUCUACCUCAUCUUCUUCCCCUUCAUCCCCCUCCCUGCCCCCAUCGUGUUGAUGGGAGUGGUGUCACUAGACGUAUGGGGGCUAGUGAGAGGGUGGCAGAUACUGGAUCAUGCCGGUCACCUGGGAGGAGUCCUCUUUGCCUGUCUGUACCAGUGGGGGUUAGGGGAAGCCAUCAGAACAGGCCAGACCAAAGUGGUUCGAAGAUGGAAACAGAUCAAGAACAAUCGUACCAGUAGAACAUGAAGUCAUAGUCAUUAAUUGUUCUUCCGGCAGUUCACCAUGUUUAUAAUGUCAAAACACUAUAUAUACCGUUACAAGAAGGGAACAUGGCAAUAAUGAUAAAAAUAUGAUGAUGCAAGAGAGGAAGAGAGACACAUUUCGAAAGAGUUGCAAAACAGGAGGAGAUGUGAACAUAAAUAUUGGACAAACAUCAGUGACACAAGAAAAGGUUAAAAAAAUAUGGAGAAUUUUCCUUUUCUCUCGCGUGCUGGUGAAGCUUCGAUCUUAGUUCUUAUGCCUGAGUCAACACUCUCUGAUAAUGCAGUGACUCUGAGGACUUGUUUCUUGUUGAAACUCUUCCUCCUCUUGGCGGCGCUGACGGCUGCGGUGGUGGACGAACAGAGGGCAGCUGCAGCUCUCUUCAUCUUCAGAGACACGCUGAACCCUGAGGCCUUGUCUUGCGCAACUCUCUCUUUCUCUCGACGAAAGGCGUCCAUCCACUUGCUUUUGACCUCUGGAGACUUGGAGAAGAUGAUGUAAUCCUUCCCUUUUGUCUUGUUGUCCAUCUUCCAGGCAUGUCUCACCGGGAGACCAUUGUGGGUCUCUGCAGAGGGGAAGGGUUUGCAGUAUAGUGUAGUGAAAUCUAUGACAAAGGGUGCUCCAAAAAGAGACACCUCUCUAUAAAGGACACUUGGUUCUGUACAAACUGGUAGUGAGAUCUUAUUGAUGUU